GUUCUUGUAUAAAGUUGUUGGUAUAACAAAAAGUUGAGUUAUGAGUUAUGGCUACAACCAAUUGCACACGCAAGGAUAGAUAUGAUGAAUUACGGGCGUAACAAGAGUUGUUAGAAACAAUUAGAAAAAAAUUAUAGAAUAUUAUUACCUAGCCCGCCCCGCCAUAUGUUUUAAGUAACUGAUAAUUAUUUUUUUAACAGUUUGAAAAUACAUACAUCAUGAACAUUAUCGGAGUGACUAUAUUGCUUGGUUUGACUUUGUUUCACUCAGCAAACACGCUGCGUUGUCUUCCCUGUUAUCAACUUGUGCUCGAUCCUGAGGGAAAUGAAGUUAAAGUUAAAAGAGAAUGUCCAAAACUAAACUGCCCCGGAACCGAAGCACCAGACGUUUGUCACUGUUGUAAUAGAUGUGCUAAACAAAAAGAUGAAACAUGCGGUGGUGACUUCAAUAUGAAUGGAGAUUGUGAAAAAGAUUUGAGAUGUGUAACACCACAAACCAGGUACAAUCCCGACGGCAGUUUUUUCCUAGCACCUCCAAACAACCGAGGAGGAAAAUGCAUAGAUUCAGCUGCUCCUCUUGAUUGCACGGACGUUUGUUCAAAGACGACUAAUGCCAAUAACGACCCAAUUGGAAUGGCAACACGAGGUAGAACGGAAUUUUUUGACUACAAAAAGCCGAGUGAAUCCUAUUCACAGGGAACGUGGUUUUAUUGUGAUUGCAGCGAUGAAGAAAGUGGAGAUGGAUGGAUGGUUAUCCAGCGCCAUCAUCUAGACAUGCAAGCAUUCGACAGAGAUUUGAGAAGUUACAUCAAUGGAUUUGGGAUGCCAACUGCGGACUAUUGGAUGGGUUUGAAAGCAAUUCGCCAUUUCACCAGGACUGUUCCACAUGAACUGAGAAUCACUAUAAAAUUAGUGGAUGGACGACAAUUCACGACUUAUUUUGACCAAUUCACCAUUGGUGACGAAAAGGAAAACUUCAAACUGAGGGUAACUCCAACUACUAAUCAAACAAGUGUUGAUUUUGCUGCCAUGCACAAUGGCAUGGAGUUCACAGCGCGUGAUAGUGACAACGACCGCUGGAGGGAUGGAAAUUGUGCAAAAUCGUACGGCGGUGGUUGGUGGUUCAAUCGCUGCACUGAUUUCAAUUUGAAUGGAAAACUCUAUGGAGUACCAAUGUUCAUAAAGGACGUCGGUGACGAGGAUGGUCCAGACCGUAUCACAUGGGAUGCUUGCAAAGGAAGGAAAAUCAUCCAGACCGAAAUGGCGAUAAGGCCUUCGCUACAAUAUCCACCAAUCUUAUACAACUAACUUUUAUACAAUAGUCAAAAUCCAUACUUGGAUAUCUAUAUUUUUCCAAAAUUAGGUUUAAAACAAGAAUAAGUUAAAUGGUAUAUUUAAAUGUAUGCUUUUGUUAUAAAAGUGUAUUUUUUUACCCAUUGUCAUUCCCUGGACGCCCAUCAUUUUAAUCCCAAUAAACUACUACUACCAAUCAUUUACAAAUAAUUAAAACGAUAAUUAAAAUCCAUACUUCGAUAUCUACAUUUCACAAAAUUCAAGUUUCAAAUUUGAGUAUAAGGUAAAUGUUGUUAAAUGGUAUAUUUAAAACAUGUAUGCUUUUGUUGUUAUUGUGUAUUUUCUUAUUAUCGCCAUUUCCUGACCGCCGAUCAUCAUUAAUUUACCCCCGAUAAAUUACCUUGCCUACUUUCAAAUUGAGACAUUUCGUGUCUAAUUUUAGCCUAAAAAUUUGAACACUCUAGGGAUAUAUAUUCUAAAAUGAUUUUCGUCCGUUGUCCUUGAAUUGUAGCAAUACGCAACACUUGAAUCAAAUGUGGUACAGAUGAUCUUUGUUUAUAAGUGGCUUUAGUAUAGCUUUUAUAGAAUAGAUUUUAUAGUUUAAACUUUCAAUCGAAUCGCCCGGAGGCAAUUUUUCUCUGUAUAUCGUGUAUAUCAAUAAACUUGAAAGUAAUAUUAUUCUA
This is a messenger RNA of Styela clava, 1975 nucleotides long. The record is from RefSeq and is a predicted model, not a curated record. NCBI's taxonomy places the organism in Eukaryota, Metazoa, Chordata, Ascidiacea, Stolidobranchia, Styelidae.